Prunus persica (peach) is the source of this 3858-nucleotide messenger RNA. Its product is annotated as calmodulin-binding transcription activator 3. Gene Ontology annotation, molecular function: transcription coregulator activity; protein binding; double-stranded DNA binding. Gene Ontology annotation, biological process: regulation of transcription by RNA polymerase II. Gene Ontology annotation, cellular component: nucleus. Bases 895 to 3579 code for a protein of 894 amino acids. Lineage: Eukaryota; Viridiplantae; Streptophyta; Magnoliopsida; Rosales; Rosaceae. The transcript has 10 exons. The record is from RefSeq and is a predicted model, not a curated record.
CGAAAAGCACUCCGGUAUUUUCGUAAAGAUGGUCACCGCUGGAGGAAGAAAAAGGAUGGAAAGACUGUCAAAGAAGCCCAUGAAAAGUUGAAGGGGGUCAUAGUUUGACAGGCAACACAGAUACCACAGAAGUGAUGGAUCACAAUAGGUGCCUGUAAGUUUUCAUAGUUCAUUUUGUGGGUACAAGAAUGGUAAGCACUGAAUUGAACUUAUUGUAAUUUUAUGAUGUCUCUUUCUAGAUUGUCAAUGUAAAGGAUCAAGGUAAGCAGAGCAUAUAAGGUCAUAUGCUAUGAUUUUAAUGCUUUUCAACAGUUCAGAGUCUUUAGACCAUUGAAUGUCUAUUUACUAUAUUAAUUCUGGAUUACUUGACCAUCUUUAGUUUUUACGUAAAGAGAACUUAUAUAGAAUAUACAUUUGCACGCAUACUUUAUGAAAUCCAGUGCUGGGUGUUGCAAAUGUUUCCUAAAUGGUAAAUUUGUUGAUUCUAUCCACUUUGGCAGCUAAUGGCCAUUAAGGUUCAUUUAUCCCCAUGUUUUGACAUUCUUUUUUAUUUAAUUUGUUUUUUGGUAGGUUUGUAAUGUAAAAUAGAUUCUUUUGUUUCUUCUCCCUAUAUCUUCUUCAAUAUCACUAAAUUUGUCUUUCUGGUGCUCAAAUCUUUUAUGGUUAAGCACUUUGUUAACACUAGCUAUGAUUUGACCUUUUCCAUUUUGGUACAUUGGAAAAUUUCUUCUGUAAUAUUAAGUCACUUCAAUUAUAUUGGCCUAUAUUGGUACUGCUUAAUAUUUAGCUUUCUAUUGGGUUUUUGACAUUUUGUAGGCUGGCAGUGUAGACGUUCUUCAUUGUUACUAUGCCCAUGGGGAGGACAAUUCGAAUUUUCAACGGCGGAGUUAUUGGAUGCUUGACAUGCAUUUACAGCACAUUGUUCUUGUCCAUUACAGAAAUGUGGGAGAGGCGUACCAGUCUGGUGUCCCUUGUUUGCUGGCAGAUCCAGGGUCACAGGUUGCAAGCCCUCAAAGUGUUUCAGCACCUUUCUCUGCACAGGCAAACUCACCUGCCCCUACAGGUCAAACAUCUUUUGCUUCAAGUCCAAACAGAGUUGACUGGAAUGGAAAAACAUUGUCUACAGAGUUUGAGGAUGUGGAUUCUGGGGGAGAUGCAGGAACUUCAUCUGUUGCCCAAUCAAUGUUUGGUUCCGUUUUGCAUAAUGCUUCUCUUCAUUCACAAGUUGGAGGAUUUCCUGAGUCAUUCAGGGAUCCCCUUAGUUCGUGGUAUGAUGGACCUAAAUUCGCUCAUGGUGCUGGUUCAUCUGUCUGGAAUGGAAUGGAUAGCUCAACAAGAAAUGAGCGCAGCAUGCAUGACCAAAACCUUUUUGUUGAAGCACCUAACAGAGCUGACUUCAUAACUCAUAAGCUACCAGAUGCUAGAUUAGAUGUUGAUUGUAGAGUCAACAAUGUAACUUGUAAAGAUAAGUUGACCACUGACAUAGAUGUCCAGGUUGCCACAGCAUCUUCUCAGAGAGAACCGCAGGUGUCAAAGGAGCAUGACUUUAAUGUAUUUCACCCUCAGGUUCAAGAUUUUUCCGAUCCUCAAGUGGUUGUCAAUUCUUCCAACCAGGUUGAAGAGAACUCUAGAGAUGGUGGCGUGCAGAAUGCCGAAUCAGUAGAGCUUAAGAAACUUGACAGCUUUGGGAGAUGGAUGGAUAAAGAAAUUGGGGUGGAUUGUGAUGAUUCCUUGAUGGCUUCUGACUCCGGCAAUUACUGGAGUCCACUUGAUGCAGAGAAUGGUGAUAAGGAAGUAUCCAGUUUAUCACAUCAUAUGCAUCUGGAUAUAGAAUCACUUGGCCCCUCUCUUUCCCAAGAACAACUAUUUUCUAUUCAUGAUUUUUCGCCGGAUUGGGCUUAUUCAGAAACUGAAACAAAGGUUUUAAUAGUUGGUAGUUUUCUGGGAAGCAAGAAGCAUACCACUGAGACUAAGUGGGGAUGCAUGUUUGGUGAAAUAGAAGUUUCUGCUGAAGUUCUGUCUAAUAACGUCAUUCGAUGUCAAACUCCAUUACAUGCUCCUGGGUGCGUUCCAUUCUAUGUGACCUGCAGAAAUAGGUUAGCCUGCAGUGAGGUGAGGGAGUUUGAAUAUCGAGAGAAACCCAUUGGAAUAGCUAUAAACACUUCAAAACAUGAUGAAUUGCGCUUUCAGAUACGUCUAGCAAAACUCGUGAGCUUGGGCUCAGAGAGGAAGUGGUUGGAAUGUACUGCUCUAGAUUGUGAUAAAUGUAAGCUCAAAAGUUCCAUAUUUUCAAUGAGAAACAACAGAGAAAGUGAUUGGGAAACAAUUGAUGGGGCUUCUGUGCCAUGCAAAAGUGAUCACUUGACCCAUAGAGAUGUCUUGAUUCAGAAUUUGUUGAAGGAUAGACUUUGUGAAUGGCUAGUCUGUAAACUUCAUGAAGGAGGCAAAGGACCUCAUGUUCUGGAUAAUGAAGGCCAAGGUGUUCUACAUUUGACUGCUGCUCUUGGUUAUGAGUGGGCCAUGGGUCCAAUAAUUGCUUCUGGCAUUAGUCCCAAUUUCAGAGAUGCUCGCGGAAGAACAGGGCUUCACUGGGCAUCAUAUUUUGGAAGAGAGGAAACUGUCAUCGCGUUACUUAGAUUGGGUGCCGCGCCAGGUGCAGUCGAGGACCCAACGUCAGCAUUUCCUGGUGGACAAACUGCUGCUGAUCUAGCCUCGAGCAGAGGGCAUAAAGGGAUUGCUGGAUAUUUGGCCGAAGCAGAUUUAACCAGUCACCUAGAGACGUUGACCAUGAAUGAGAACAUAGUGAACAAUGUUGCUGCAACGAUUGCUGCUGAGAAGGCCAUUGAGACUGCUGAUGUGGUAGUCGAUGAGCAAUACUCUCUCAAAAGCUCUAUGGCAGCUGUUAGGAAAUCAGCUCAUGCGGCUGCUCUAAUUCAAGAAGCUUUCCGGACUCGUUCAUUCCGUCAGAGACAGUUAACUAAGAGCGGAACUGAUGUUUCUGAAGUUCAGUCUCAUGACCUAAUUGCACGUCGUUCCUUGAAGAGAGUCCAAAAGUUUGCUCACUAUGAAGAUUAUCUCCAUGUUGCAGCAGCUUUGAAGAUCCAACAAAACUAUCGUGGAUGGAAGGGAAGAAAAGAUUUUUUGAAGAUACGUGACCGUAUUGUUAAAAUUCAGGCUCAUGUGAGGGGACAUCAGGUUCGGAAGAAUUACAAAAAGGUUGUGUGGUCUGUUGGUAUAUUGGAAAAAGUAAUACUGCGUUGGAGGCGAAAAGGAGCUGGUUUGCGAGGAUUUCGGGUGGAAAAAGCUAUUGAAGAUGUAUCCUCGGAGGUCAAGAAAAACGAUGACUACGAAUUUCUUAGUGUCGGGCGGAAGCAGAAAUAUGCUGGAGUUGAGAAAGCUCUUUCAAGGGUAAGGUCCAUGGCUCGUCAGCCUGAAGCGCGUGAACAAUAUAUGAGGCUACUUUCAAAGUUUGAAAAGCUGAAGAUGGCUGAUGGGGAGAGCCCUGCAUCCAACCAAAUUGAAAGUUCCGACGAAAGAGUGUUAGAUGAGGUUCUGCUUGCACUCACCGAAGGUCAAUGAUCAACUUUACACCAUGUCAAGUAAUUUUAUGGAAGCAAAGCUACCCAUAAUAUUUUUGCCUGUAAGUAAACAUCCGCCAUGAUUUUUACUUCGUCAAGAACACAACAGAAAGGGAGGAGAAAAGGGGGAAAGGCAGAAUUGUAUAUGGCUCAGAUUCUCUCCUUUUUCUUCGACUUAACCAGUACAAAUUUUAUCUGACGUAGUUCAUAGGGUAAUGAAAUGGCGGGGCAGCUCAUGUUCAAAAUUUGACAACAGUUGACAAAAGUUUAGUUACAGUUA